CUGUUUAGCACGGUUUGUGUCUUCUUGAAAAAUCUUGUGGACGAAGUCAUUUAGAUGCCAAAAUAACCUUGAUGUGGCUGUUUAAACUGCAUAAAAUGACUAUCAAAUUAUAAAUCUCUUUAUAAUAUAUGUUUAUGAGCACUAUGGAGCGAAAUUUCCAAAGCUUUGAUCUCAUAUAUUGCUCCACCGUGGUGUCGCACCGGUAGAUUUCAAGCAAGAUGCAGUCCAAACGCGAGCAAGAUGGUGAUCGCGUACGCAAAAGUUCAAGACAAGGUAGAAGCAGUGUCCACUCACCAAGRACGAGUUCAAACUCCUCAAGCUCUGGRGUAAUGAUGGUGGGGCCUAACUUUCGUGUAGGGAAGAGAAUUGGGAGUGGAAACUUCGGUGAACUUCGCCUUGGGAAAAAUCUGUACAAUAAUGAGCAUGUCGCCAUUAAAUUGGAACCUAUGAAAUCGAGAGCUCCACAACUUCACUUAGAGUACAGGUUUUACAAAGCUCUUGGAAGUGGAGAGGGAGUUCCACAAGUCCAUUACUUUGGUCCRUGCGGCAAGUACAAUGCACUAGUCAUGGAGCUACUUGGACCAAGCUUAGAAGAUCUGUUUGAUCUCUGCAAUCGACAAUUCACUCUUAAAACUGUUAUUUCAAUUGCUAUUCAACUGAUCACAAGACUCGAGUAUGUGCAUUCUAAAAAUAUGAUCUACAGAGAUAUCAAACCAGAGAAUUUUCUUAUUGGUUGCAAAUCAAGUGGGAAAGGCAAAUUAAUUCAUAUCAUUGACUUUGGACUUGCAAAAGAAUACAUUGAUCCAGAAACCAAAAAACAUAUACCGUAUAGAGAACACAAAUCAUUAACRGGGACUGCAAGAUAUAUGAGUAUAAAUACACAUCUCGGAAAAGAGCAAAGUAGAAGAGAUGAUUUAGAAGCAUUGGGUCACAUGUUCAUGUACUUUCUUCGAGGAAGCUUGCCAUGGCAGGGUCUAAAGGCUGAUACUCUCAAAGAGAGAUACCAAAAGAUAGGCGACACAAAGAGGUCAACGCCGAUAGAUGUUUUAUGUGAAAAUCACCCAGAGGAACUAGCAACAUACCUUAUGUAUGUCAGAAGACUAGAUUUCUUUGAGACUCCUGAUUAUGAAUAUUUGAGAAAGCUUUUUAGAGAUUUAAGGGAGAAAAAAGGAUACGAUGAUGAUGAAGAGUUUGACUGGACACAUAAACCAAUUCCAAGCCCACUGAAUUCUAUGAGUCAUGACCAUCAUACAGCUUCAAAAGAUCCUCGUGCAUAUCCGAGAACAUCGGAACGAUUAACGUCAACAUCAGUCACAAAUAAGUCUGGACAAGACAGAAAGGGUGCGUGGGGAGACCCCCAUGGAGUGAAAAGCCCUGGUUUAUUAGCACCAACAGCAGAUAGACUUGGUGGGUCUGUACAAGUAGUAAGCUCAACCAAUGGUGACCUAGGACCUAAUGACGACCCAAGAGUGGAUGGAAAACUUCCACUUAAUAAUCAACCCGAAGUUGAAGUGGUUGAGGAAACGAAGUGCUGCUGCUUUUUUAAACGAAAGAAGAAAAAGAAACAGCCUGUGGCCAGACACAAAUAAUUCCCCACCAGGGGCCACUGAAACUCCACUUAGAGAUAGCAAUCCCACUCCAUGCAAAACACUGAGACAAUUCCGCAUCCUCAAAAACACAAAUUGUUUUGUAAGGAGCCAUUUUUAUAUAAACAGAAAAAUUAGUGUUAUUAUCAAGCUACUACAAGAGACURUUGGUAGUUUCUUACUAGAGAAUCGUACAUGUAUGCACACCUAAUAAAGUGUGUUUCAAGAAAAUGGAGGUGCCGUUUACACCAUGUGUGAGCGUCCAACAACCAAGAUUAUCGAAAGAAUUCCAUGUUUGCCACCAGAGUUCCGAUGGUGCUUGAUUCAGUGAACAUUAGUCGUCAGUUUCCUUGACAACAUUUUAGUUUAGUAUUUACCACUAACCAAAAAAAACAAGAAAUGAUGAAUUUAUAGAUUAUUUCAGAAGCAUUCUGGUACUUGUAGCUGUAGUUUUAGUCUUGUAAAUAGAUUUGAAUUACUUUGGCAAAUAUUUAAUUAUCAUUUUAAACCCUGA
This is a messenger RNA of Exaiptasia diaphana, 2100 nucleotides long. Its product is annotated as casein kinase I. The record is from RefSeq and is a predicted model, not a curated record. Bases 219 to 1589 code for a protein of 456 amino acids. Gene Ontology annotation, cellular component: plasma membrane; nucleus; cytoplasm. Gene Ontology annotation, molecular function: ATP binding; protein serine/threonine kinase activity. The transcript has 11 exons. Lineage: Eukaryota; Metazoa; Cnidaria; Anthozoa; Actiniaria; Aiptasiidae. Gene Ontology annotation, biological process: peptidyl-serine phosphorylation; positive regulation of canonical Wnt signaling pathway; signal transduction.